Fopius arisanus is the source of this 677-nucleotide messenger RNA. RefSeq names its product thioredoxin, mitochondrial. The transcript has 3 exons. Gene Ontology annotation, cellular component: cytoplasm. Lineage: Eukaryota; Metazoa; Arthropoda; Insecta; Hymenoptera; Braconidae. Gene Ontology annotation, molecular function: protein-disulfide reductase activity. The record is from RefSeq and is a predicted model, not a curated record. Bases 162 to 560 code for a protein of 132 amino acids.
CUACUUCAGUCAAUCCUCUUUGCCACAAUUAUUCCUGUUUUGCGUCGUUCGUGACUUCAAGAAGUUUAAAUAGCUAUAGGUUUUUUCGUUGGUGUCGAGAGAAAUAUUGUAAUAUUUUUUUUCUAAUAUCAAUAGGAACAUUGUAGAGUUAUUGUCGCAUUAUGCUACGUGUCGGGGUGAAAGUAAUUCGUGCAGGUCUGAAGACCAGGAGUUUCGCCAGUGCUGCUGCCUCUCCGGCAUUCAAAGUUCAGGACAAUGAAGACUUCAAUAACAGGGUUAAAAACUCCAAGGUGCCGGUCAUCAUCGACUUUUUUGCUACGUGGUGCAAUCCUUGUCGUAUGUUGACUCCACGGUUGGAGUCGGUCAUUGAGGAGAAGCAGGGGAAAAUUCUGUUGGCUAAAGUUGACAUUGACGAGAACACCGAUCUUGCACUAGAUUAUCAGGUGGAGUCAGUACCCGUUCUGAUUGCAAUGAAAGAUGGAAAAGUUCUCGAGCGUAUGGUAGGACUCCAGGACACCGACAAGCUGCGGAAAUUCGUUGAUAAAUAUGCCGAGUCUUAAUUAUUGAAUUUCCCCUAUUUUAGUGUAUUUCAAAUAGGCAAAGCAAUUGAUUAAACAGAAAUUUAUUUCGUUGUACAGAACCAUUCGCAUAGUCUAUAUACAGAAUUUUUCUCGCUA